Molecule: messenger RNA, 378 nt
Organism: Colletotrichum aenigma
Lineage: Eukaryota; Fungi; Ascomycota; Sordariomycetes; Glomerellales; Glomerellaceae
Gene: Rpb11
Product: DNA-directed RNA polymerase II subunit RPB11
Exons: 4
Coding region: 1-378 (125 amino acids)
Biological process (GO): transcription by RNA polymerase II
Cellular component (GO): RNA polymerase II, core complex
Molecular function (GO): DNA binding; protein dimerization activity
Source: RefSeq, a predicted model, not a curated record
AUGAACGCCCCCGAUCGUUUCGAGCUCUUCCUCCUUGCCGAUGGCGAGAAGAAGAUCGAGGAAAAGGUCUUCUCCGGAAUGUCCAACACCUCCGACUUCAUCCUGAAGAAGGAAGACCACACUCUCGGAAACCUCCUCUCUGAGCACCUCAAGCAGCACAAGAACGUCCUCAUGGCCGGCUACAAGAUCUCUCAUCCUAACGUGCCCGAGCUCUUUAUCCGCGUCCAAACAGACGGCUCGAUCCCCCCCAAGGAGGCGCUAGUUCAAGUCAUCAAACGUCUCAUGCAGGACUUUUCACACCUCAGUCGCGAAUUCACACGAGAGUUCGAGCUGCGUCGUAUGGUCGAGGCUGGACGGUCUGCAGCGCAGGGGCAGUAA